GAGCAUCGCAUCAAGGGCCUGGACAAAGUUCGCAGUGCUGCUGGCUGGCUCGGAGCUAGAGGGUAGCACGGAGCUUUUGGACGGGCUCGACCCACAGGUCAGGGACUACGCCAGGGUCAAGGUCAUCCGAGACAACAUGGCUUUUCAUCGUGGGCUCCUGUUGGCCUCGGUCUACGGCUUCGUCGACGCCAGAGACAGGUGCUUCCCCUGGGAGAUGCUAGAACAGCUCGGGGUCUUCCUGCGUCGCUCGAGGUCUCCGUGGGUUCUGGCUGGGGAUUUGAACCUGGCGCCUGAUGAUGUGCAGCUGUGUAAGUGGGUUGAGCUGCUCAAAGGGACGAUUGUGGCCCCGUCGGGGCCAACCUGUUUCUCCUCCAAGGAUGGCUCCACCAUAGACUACAUCGUGGUUAGCCAGGGCCUGGCCAACUUUGUCAGUGAUGUCAGAGCGAUCUACGGCGCGCCUUCGUCACCGCACGUCGCCGUUUCGCUGCAGCUCAAGGGGCCCGCGCCCAAGGCCCCGAUUCACGCCCGCGGGGCACGGAAACCGUUCCCCGCAGUCUUGCGGAUAGGCCCACUCCGUGAGCGUGCCGAACAUGCCUGGUUUUGGCCUGCUGGAGACACAGGGGGCGUGGUGUUGGAAGAUGCCUGGUGCCAAUGGCUCCUCAACAUGGAGCAAGAGCUCUGCAACCAGUUCGACCUGAUGGGGGCUGGGCAGCGGGGCUACACGCGCAGGGCUGACGGCCUCGAGCGGAAGCAGGUGCUGCUGGCCACGUCCAUGGAGGAGGCUGCCAUGUCUGGCAGCGGAGGCCAGAUGCGAGCCUGGAGAGCACUCGACGCCAUCUUGUCCAGAUUCCGCGGUCUCCGGGGCCACGCCCAAGACGACAGGGGCCAGGCGGCAGUGGAGCAGGAGGUCUCACUCACGUCCUUGGGUUUCGUGCUGCCUGACUACGCGUCGCCGAGCACGGGGCCGCCACCGUUGUCGAGCGCAGCCUGGCCAUCGCUCUCUGAGUCCACCACGGCCGACGCGCCUCGUCCGGAGCCUGCGGACAGUGAAGUUGCGCACGCCACGUCGCCGCAGCCACGGGCCGCUGCAGUACGCAGGCGUUGGAGAGCCGCCGACACUCGUCAGGCUCUGCUGGACGAGCUGGACCACCUCGACCUCUCGGAGCUCACAGGUGUAGAGUCGAUCGAGUUCGACCUGCACGAGCUGCGAACCACGGCGGUAGCUGGAGGACAUGACCUGGAGAUGCUUGCCUCCAACGUGCACAAUGCAGCGCUGGAGGCGCCCCGGGCGGCGGCCAAGCAGCAGCUGCAGGAGUGGCGCGAGCGGGCUCAGUCUGGCGUCAAGUCAGGCGGCCGCCGAGCGCGCCGAUUCUUGAAGGAUCACCCUCAGGUGCGGGGCCCCACUGCCCCAGAGGGCUGGCCGCUCCAGGGAGACGCGGCAGCGCAGGCGACGCACGACGAGUGGCUGCAAUACUGGGGGGGGGGCGCCAAGGAGAGCAUCACCCAUAUACAAGGUGCGGUUGCUGAUCAGGAGUUGCUGGAGAGGCCGACCUUGGAGCGG
Molecule: messenger RNA, 1561 nt
Organism: Prorocentrum cordatum
Lineage: Eukaryota; Dinophyceae; Prorocentrales; Prorocentraceae
Source: the annotation of a GenBank genome assembly